GAAGUGGCGCUCCCAGGAGGUGCCUGCCAGCGCCCGCAGCAGGUAGGCGGCCCCGGGAGGAGGAGCGCUGGCAGAUGCUUCCCCAGGUAGCCGGUGCCUCCCUUUCCCACUACCGGCUCUGCGGCCUCGCGCGAUCCAGGCUGGAAGUCAGGUCGCGCUCGUCCCACGGUCUGCCAGGGCGCCCCUCUGCGAACCCCAGGCGCUUCCUUGGCCCGAGCGCGGGAACUGCCCUCCAGCCCCGUCGAGAGCGAGGUCCGGAGCAUCUCCGAUAUUUGGGCGGCGUCAAGGUGGAGGUUCUGGCGACCACAGGCACUACCCUACGACGAGGCUCCGGCCAGGGAGCUGCGGGAACAUGUGCCGGGACCUGCAGUUUGUUUGAUCGUUGCUGGACUAUGUUUGCACUUAUGAUUCUACUUAGCCUACUGCCCAUAGCUACCUUGGCGUUCCCUCAUUGCACAAGAAGUCCAGAGGCGUCCACGCGCCUGGGGGAACAAGUCUUUACAUCAAAAGAAGAAGCAAACUCUUUCAUACAUAGACACCUGCUAUAUAAUAGAUUUGAUUUGGAACUCUUCACUUCCGGCGACCUAGAAAGAGAGUGCUAUGAAGAACUUUGUAAUUUUGAGGAAGCCAAAGAGAUUUUUGUGGAUGAAGAUAAAACGAUGGCAUUUUGGCAGGAAUAUUUGAUUAAACAACCAACUGUAAAAUCAGGUGGUAACAGUGAGAAAAUUGAUGUCAUGGGCCUUCUUACUGGACUAAUUGCUGCUGGAGUAUUUUUGGUUAUUUUUGGAAUACUUGGCUACUAUGUUUUGAUCAAUAAGUGUAGCAGACAACGGCAUCCAGGCUCUUCAAGGGGCAGGCAGACUCCCUCCAUCAUUUUCAGAAGACCUGAGGAGGCUGCCUUGUCUCCAUCACCACCUGCAGUGGAGGACACAGGAUUACCUUCUUAUGAGCAGGCAAUGGCACUGACCAGAAAACACAGCAUUUCACCACCGCCACCAUAUCCUGGACCAGCAAAAGGCUUUAGGGUAUUUAAAAAGUCUAUGUCGCUCCCAUCUCACUAAACCCACCUUGCCAUCCUGGCGGUCCAGGAGAUUCAUGUUAUUUGAAUGGUUCAUUUUCUCUGAACCAUACAGACAUGUCCGUUCAGCCCCUUAUGACAAACUGCAAGAAGUAAAGGAGGAAUAAGCACGAGCACUACACCACAGAAGUCCUGUCAAUAAUCUUGGACCUGAACUUGUCCAUGAUCAGCUUGAUAAGAAAAUUGAACUCCAUAUCCUUGUAGUUAGGAGCACUUUUUUUGUUUAUUUUCAUUGUUCCCCCCAAAUCUGUACUAUGAAUGUCACAGCUAUAACUGGUGAAAUAGCUGUAUCCUUUGUGCAGAUAAAAGGUUGUAGAUUUUUUUGUGUUGAAUAUUAAAAAAGUAAGAAUUCCUAAUUAUUAGAUUAUCCCAAGUCAUAACAUUGGGCCCACGCUUUAUUAGAAUUCCUGGUUUGUGGCAAAUACUUCACAGAAUUUGACAUUUCACUAUAAACUUGUGGUCUUAAUAUAAUAACUUUGUUUUAUAUUUUAAAUUAUUGCAUAGCAUUCACUGUAUUUUGCAGGUUUUAAACAACUCUGUUUAAGAGUUGUUAACUCUUGCUAUCAGUCAUGUUUCUUUAUGAGGAGUGGGAUCAGUAAUUUUCUUUAAAAAAAACACUGGCUAGGGAGUUAGAUUUUCAGAAGUUGCAAUGGCAAGGAUUUGCAAGAGUGGUUAUACUAACUAAUAAAUAGGCCUCAAAUCUAAGAGUGAGUAGGACUUGAUAAAGUUAUCCAUAUUACUGAUGAGUAGACACACCUAUUUCAUUAUUAAAUUAGCUAUAUGUAACUAUAUCCACAUAUAAUUAUUUAUCUUGAAAACAUAUGGAAUUUUCUAUAUAAUAGCUUGAGAACCUAGAAAAAAUAAUCUAUUUUUCUGCUUUUAAAAUAAUAUUGAUUAAAGUUAUGAGCAAUCCCUUAU
Phyllostomus hastatus (greater spear-nosed bat) is the source of this 1996-nucleotide messenger RNA. RefSeq names its product proline rich and Gla domain 4 (gene PRRG4). Gene Ontology annotation, cellular component: extracellular region. Gene Ontology annotation, molecular function: calcium ion binding. Lineage: Eukaryota; Metazoa; Chordata; Mammalia; Chiroptera; Phyllostomidae. The transcript has 6 exons. Bases 75 to 1061 code for a protein of 328 amino acids. The record is from RefSeq and is a predicted model, not a curated record.